Messenger RNA from Schizophyllum commune H4-8, 1089 nucleotides. RefSeq lists its product as uncharacterized. The transcript has 7 exons. The coding region runs from base 71 to 1021 and encodes 316 amino acids. NCBI's taxonomy places the organism in Eukaryota, Fungi, Basidiomycota, Agaricomycetes, Agaricales, Schizophyllaceae. Gene Ontology annotation, biological process: NAD transmembrane transport. The record is from RefSeq and is a predicted model, not a curated record. Gene Ontology annotation, molecular function: NAD transmembrane transporter activity.
GCCCCUUGGUCAUUGUCGGCGACGCUGCGGCACAGUUGCGUGUUCCCGCCUGCUUCCUGCGAUCAUGUUCAUGGCUUUUCUGGACUUGCUUGCGCUGAUCGUCUCUCUGGCGGUCAGCCUAGCGGUUGUCGUGCCCCUCAGUGGCAUACUUAUCCGAUACCGGGCGAACUACAAUCCCAAGGCGCUGAACUUGGACUCUGAGGGCGGGGCUACCCCUUACACCGGGCCAGUGAUCAACAACUACUUCGCGAUGUUGGCCCGUGUCUGGCGGAUUGAGGGAUGGGCUGGUCUUUACAAAGGCUUCAUGCCCACCUUCCUCACGACUUCGAUGAUCACUGUCGGCCUCAUCCUCUUCGCCGAUGCGCCUCGUCCUGGUGCGGGGCACUACCGGGCACCCGACGUCGGCAUCAUUGGGACACUAAUCUACAGCUUUGGGAACAUGCUCAUAUCUCUACCUAGCGCCAUCCUCACUUGCCGCGCUGUCACUACACCUUACAAGCUCCCUUGGCUGCAGCCUAUCAAAUCCCUUCGCGUGCUAUUGACGCCCACGGAGCGUUCGCGUCCCUGGAUUCUAUACUUGACUCCGGGUCUGCUUGCUGCGCAGGCUCUACACAUAGCUGUUGUUGUCCUCUUCCUGGGCCCUCUGCAGCGCUGGCUCGUUCCUAACACACCCGGUCUUGGCGAGGAUUUCUCCCCCGUCAAGUUUGGAAUCUAUUGCGUGGUCGUCCUCCUGAGUACGGGUGUUCUGGCGCCUCUCGAGGUCAUCUCUACUCGUCUGGCUAUCCAGCGUAAUCAUGCGUCGGCGGAGUACAACUCGGUCGCCCAAGAAGUCGAGGGCGAUGCGGAGGAAGUCGAUCUCGCUGGUGUCGAGGAGGACGUUAUUGGUUUGCGCCACGAAGCCGAUCCGUACGUCGGACUGGUCGACUGCGCAAAGCGAAUGGUGGACGAGGAAGGAAUUCAGACGCUAUACCGUGCAUGGUGGUUGACGCUACUGAGCGGAUUAGGGAGCGCCUUCGCGUAGUGCGCAAUGUAUGAUAAGUCAGUGCCAAUCUAACAUAGCUAUCUAUCAUAUCUGCUGUUUCUACUCUC